AUGCGGCUCCUCCUAGCUGCCAUUUUACCGCUCCUGUUGGCUGUCGACGUCGCAGCAGUCAAACACGAGGACUUUAAGGAGUGCCACCAGACCUCGUUCUGUCGCCGUCUGCGCUCCAUCGCUGCGAGGCAGGAAGAGGCCGUGGCCAACGGAACAGCCUUUGCCUCGCCGUAUUCCCUCGGCAACCCCGUCGCUACCCCCGGCACCCAGUCUGCUGCAUCAUGGACGUUCCCCCUCACCUCGUCCCUGUAUCCGGACAUUUCGUUCAACCUGCGCGUCGACGUGCUCGCGCAGGGUGACGGUAUCGUCCGUAUCCGCGCCGACGAGGUGGACUCUGCGUCGCAGUGGAAGCGGUACAACGAGACGGCCAAGUGGGCGCUUGUCGACGCUGAACCCAACCUUGCGCGCUCCGUCGACGUGCAGUUUGCCCAUGUCGACGGCAUGACCGCGAUCGAGUACGGCCCCGGUCCUGCUCAGGAGCUCAUGCUCGAGAUUGUCCACUCGCCCCUCAAGAUUACGAUGAAGCGUGACGGUAUGGACCAGGUUGUGUUCAAUGACCGUGAUCUCUUCCACGUCGAGCACUACCGUGCCAAGCAGCUGGACGAGGGUGACGAGGCUGAGGCUGAGGGUACUGAAGCUGCGUCGUCCGAGGACGCAGCACAGGCCGUCAUGCAGGCUCCCAAGGCCGAAAAGAUUGACCGCUCGUGGUUUGAGGAGGACGACAAGGACGCUUUCGAGGAGCGCUGGAAGAAGUGGACAGACACCAAGCCCAAGGGUCCCGAGGGCUUUUCGCUCGACUUUUCCUUCCCCAACGCCGAUCACAUCUACGGUCUCCCCGAGCACGCCUCUCCACUCUCCCUGCCCUCGACCAAGGGUGAGGAUGCAUACUACAAGGAGCCCUACCGUCUCUGGAACGUGGACAUUUUCGAGUACGAGGCCGACUCGCCCAUGGCUCUUUAUGGUGCUGUCCCGCUCGUCCACGCCCACGGCAAGGUGAACACUGUCGGCGUGCUCAACCUCGUCGGCUCGGAGACGUGGGUGGAUGUCACGCACCAGCCCGAGGGUGUGCGCACCCACUGGGUCUCGGAGAGUGGUAUUGUCGAUUUCCUCAUCCUCCCCGGCCGCCGCCCUGUCGACCUCUUUGAGCAGUAUGCGUCUUUGACGGGUGCCGCCCAGAUGCCUCCCCAGUUUGCGACUGCCUACCACCAGUGCCGCUGGAACUACAACACCCAGGCCGAGGUGAUUGAGGUCCAGGACGAGUUUGACAAGGCCGACAUGCCCCUCGACGUGACCUGGCUCGACAUUGAGUAUGCCGAGGAGCACCGUUACUUUGACUGGGACCACAAGCAUUUCCCCGAGCCCAAGAAGAUGCUUGACGAGGUCGAGGCCAAGGGUCGCAAGAUGGUUGCCAUUGUGGACCCGCAUAUCAAGAAGACGGACUCGUUCCGCAUCUACACCGACGCGCGCGACCUCGACGUGCUGGUCAAGAAGGCCGACAACUCUGACUUUGACGGCUGGUGCUGGACCGGAUCCUCGGUCUGGGUCGACUUCUUCAACCCCAAAUCGUGGGACUGGUGGACACGCAUGUUUAGCUUCAACGUGUGGAAGGAGUCGUCCAAGGCGCUGUUCAUCUGGAACGACAUGAACGAGCCCUCGGUCUUUGACGGUCCAGAGAUUACCAUGCCAAAGGACAACAUCCACGACGGCGGCUGGGAGCACCGUGACGUGCACAACAUCAACGGUAUGAUGUUCCACAACCAGACGCAGCACGCCAUCACUGUGCGUGAUACUCCCGAGCUCCGCCCCUUUGUGCUGUCGCGCUCGUUCUUUGCCGGCUCGCACAGGUACGGCGCCGUCUGGAUCGGCGACAACCUCGGCACUUGGGACCACCUGGCCGGCGAGACUGCCGUCUUCCUCUCCAACAGCAUUGCCGGCAUUUCGUUUGUUGGCUCGGACGUUGGCGGUUUCUUUGGCAACCCCACCCCAGAGCUUCUCGUCCGCUGGUACCAGGCCGGCGCGUUCAUGCCGUUUUUCCGCGCCCACGCUCACAUUGACACCAAGCGCCGCGAGCCCUACCUCUUUGAGGAGCCUACGCGCUCGUACCUGCGUGACGCUCUGCGUCUGCGCUACGCCAUGCUUCCCGUCUGGUACAACGCCUUCCACGCCGCUGCUACAAAGGGAUACCCCGUCAUCUGGCCCCAUUACGCCCUGUUCCCCGAGGACGAAGGAGGCUUCGCCAUCGACGACCAGUACUACAUUGGCGACUCUGGCGUGCUCUUCAAGCCCGUCGUCGCCGAGGGUGCCCAGGAGUCGACCGUCUACCUUGCCGCCGACCAGCCAUACUAUGACUACUUCCACCGCAAGCUGUACUAUGCGAGCGCCAAGCCCAGGAACAUCACCAUUGCCACUCCGCUGGACCAGUUCCCGCUCCUCAUCGAGGGCGGACACAUUGUGCCCACGCGCGAGCGCGUGCGCCGCACCUCGAGCCUGAUGUGGCAGGACCCCUUCACGCUCACCGUCGCGCUGGGCAAGGACGGAUCCGCCACGGGCCAGCUGUACCUCGACGACGGCGAGACCCUCGCCCACACCCAGGGCGAGUUUAUCCACCGCCGCUUCUCGUACACGCCCACGGGCAAGAACGGCGCCGGCAAGCUGUCCAGCGCCGCCCAUGUCGUGUACGACGGUGCCAACGCGUGGGCCCAGAAGAUUGCCCACGUCAAGGUUGAGCGGAUCGUCAUUCUCGGACACGAGGCCGCGCCGUCGUCCGUCACUGUUGCCGGCGAGGCGGUGCAGUUCGAGUACACCAAGCCUGUCAAGGGCCGCGAGCCUGUGCCCGGUAAGGUGGUGAUCAAAAACCCCGGAAUCAAGGUCGGCGCCGACUGGGAGGUCGUCGUUGCUGCCUGA
Messenger RNA from Apiotrichum porosum, 2904 nucleotides. RefSeq lists its product as uncharacterized. The transcript has 3 exons. Gene Ontology annotation, molecular function: alpha-glucosidase activity; carbohydrate binding. Gene Ontology annotation, biological process: carbohydrate metabolic process; N-glycan processing. Gene Ontology annotation, cellular component: glucosidase II complex. NCBI's taxonomy places the organism in Eukaryota, Fungi, Basidiomycota, Tremellomycetes, Trichosporonales, Trichosporonaceae. Bases 1 to 2904 code for a protein of 967 amino acids. The record is from RefSeq and is a predicted model, not a curated record.